Messenger RNA from Gymnodraco acuticeps, 4818 nucleotides. RefSeq names its product glucosidase, alpha; neutral AB (gene ganab). Gene Ontology annotation, biological process: N-glycan processing; carbohydrate metabolic process. The coding region runs from base 278 to 3109 and encodes 943 amino acids. The record is from RefSeq and is a predicted model, not a curated record. Gene Ontology annotation, molecular function: glucan 1,3-alpha-glucosidase activity; carbohydrate binding. The transcript is spliced from 25 exons. Lineage: Eukaryota; Metazoa; Chordata; Actinopteri; Perciformes; Bathydraconidae. Gene Ontology annotation, cellular component: glucosidase II complex.
GACAAAGCAGGUCCGCUGUUUCAUCCUACAUUUAUAAUUUGUGUGAUAUAUAAUAAUAUAGCGGGAGGCCAUGAGAUUAACACUGGGGUUAAACACUUGGUGGAUAUGUAAUCAAAUGUAUAGGUUGAGGGUUUAAUGGCCACUAGUUUAAAUCACUCUGGAACAGUCUCUAACCUCUUCAAUUGAAUUAACUGACAGUGCCGCUGUUAGCACGGUUAGCACGAUAAUCCUGAUCCUAAAAGGAAAUUAACAGCAACACUGAUUUCAAACAACCAGGAUGGCGCCUGUCUUGGUGCUUUGGCUGGCCGUGUUCCUCAGUGGGACCUGGGCUGUGGACAAGGGCAACUUCAAGACCUGUGACCAGAGCUCCUUCUGCAAGCGUCAGCGGGCAUUGAAGCCUGGUGAGUCUCCCUAUCGAGCGCUGCUGGAGACCAUGGAGCUGACCAACACCAGACUCACGCUGCAGCUCAUCAAUGACAACAACAAGGUGCGCCUGCUGCUCGAGCUCUAUCGUCUCCAGGGAAACAUGACGAGGGUGAAGAUUAACGAGCUGAAGCCGCUGAAGCCUCGCUAUGAGGUCCCAGACGUGCUCAUCAGGGAGCCGCCGACUGAGCCCCUGUCACUCUUGUCUCAGGAUGAGAACGGGGUGGUGCUGUCCCUGGGGGCGGAGUCUCAGAGAGUCAUCCUCAGCGCCCGGCCUUUCCGAUUGGACAUCAUGGAGGGACGAGACGUGGUGAUGUCGCUGAACUCGCGCGGCCUGUUGGCCUUUGAGCACCUGAGGAUGCGCAAGGACACUUUCUCCUAUAAAGUAACUAGCACAGUGGCUAGCGUGUGGAAUAAUAUCAAGAGAGUAUUCUCUAGCAGUCAGGCAGACCCAGAGGCUGAAAAGAAAGAAGAGGCCGAUCCAGCAGCCCAGCCCGAGGCAGCAAAAGAGGAAGAGAAAGAUGAAGACGGGAUGUGGGAGGAAACUUUUAAAUCGCACACAGACAGCAAACCUAAUGGUCCAUCUGCUGUUAGCUUGGACUUCUCGUUGCCGGGUGUGGAGCACGUCUACGGCAUCCCAGAACAUGCAGACACCCUCAGACUCAAAACCACAGAAAAUGGAGAUCCAUACCGCCUCUAUAACCUGGACGUGUUCCAGUACGAGCUGUACAACCCCAUGGCCCUCUACGGCGCUGUCCCCGUCAUGUUGGCCCACAACGCCCAGCGGACCACCGGCGUCUUCUGGCUCAAUGCUGCGGAGACCUGGGUGGAUAUCAGCUCCAACACAGCUGGAAAAACUGUGUUUGGAAAAAUGCUGGAUUAUGUUCAAGGCUCCAAUGAGACUCCACAGACCGACGUGCGUUGGAUCUCUGAAAGCGGCAUCAUCGAUGUCUUCAUUAUGCUCGGGCCCACACCCAAAGAUGUCUUCUCUCAGUAUGCCUCCCUCACAGGCACCCAGGCCUUCCCCCCCCUCGCUGCUGUGGGUUACCACCAGUGCCGCUGGAACUACAACGACCAGGAGGAUGUGGCUGCAGUGGAUGCGGGCUUCGAUGAGCACGACAUCCCAUAUGACUACAUCUGGCUCGACAUUGAGCACACUGAUGGCAAGCGCUACUUCACCUGGGAUCCACACAAGUUUGCAACUCCAAAGGAGAUGCUGCAGGGUCUCAGUGACAAGAAACGCAAGAUGGUGGCCAUUGUGGACCCUCAUAUCAAAGUAGACAGCAAUUACAAGAUCCAUAAUGAAAUCCGCUCUCGGAGUUUCUAUAUCAAGAAUAAAGAUGGCGGGGACUACGAGGGCUGGUGCUGGCCUGGUAGUGCCGGCUAUCCAGACUUCACCCGAGCAGACAUGAGGGACUGGUGGGCCAGCAUGUUCGCCUACAAUCAGUACGAGGGUUCCAUGGAGAACCUUGACACGUGGAACGACAUGAACGAGCCGUCAGUGUUUAACGGACCGGAGGUGACCAUGCACAAGGACGCAAUGCACGGAGCCUGGGAGCACCGCGACGUGCACAACCUUUAUGGCUUCUAUGUGCAAAUGGCCACCGCGGAGGGUCUGAUCCAGAGGUCCGGAGGAGUCGAGAGACCGUUUGUUCUGACCAGAGCCUUCUUCGCUGGCUCACAGCGCUACGGUGCUGUGUGGACCGGAGAUAAUGCUGCUGAGUGGGAACACCUGAAGAUCUCCAUCCCCAUGUGCCUGAGCCUGGGCCUGGUGGGCAUCUCCUUCUGUGGUGCUGACGUUGGUGGUUUCUUCAAGUCUCCGAACACGGAGCUGCUGGUGCGUUGGUACCAGACGGGAGCGUACCAGCCCUUCUUCCGGGCCCACGCCCACCUGGACACCCCCCGCCGCGAGCCCUGGCUGUUCGGUCCAGAAAACACUGCGCUGAUCCGUGAAGCCGUGCGCCAGCGCUACACCCUGCUGCCCUACUGGUACCUGCAGUUUUACCACGCUCACCGCACCGGGGAGCCCAUCAUGAGACCUCUGUGGGUGGAGUAUCCUGAGGAUCCUGCUACUUUCGCUCUGGAAGACGAGUUCUUAAUCGGGAGAGACCUGUUGGUGCACCCAGUUACUGAAGAGGGAGCCAGGGGGGUCACUGCGUACCUGCCGGGGAAAGACCAGGUCUGGUUUGACGUCCACACCUUCCAGAAGCACAACGGAGCCCAGAACCUUUACAUCCCCGUCACCAUGAGUUCUAUCCCUGUGUUCCAGCGUGGAGGCUCCAUUAUUCCCAGGAAGAUUCGAGUGCGCCGGUCCUCUUCCUGCAUGAUGCAGGAUCCCUACACCUUAUAUGUAGCCCUCAACCUGCAGAGAACUGCAGAGGGUGAGCUCUACAUAGACGACGGCCACACCUUCAACUAUGAAAAGGAGUUCAUCCACAGGAGGCUGUCCUUCGCCAACAACGUCCUCUCUUCUGUUAACCUGGCUCCAGAGGCCCAGUUCUCCACUGGCUCCUGGAUCGAACGCAUCGUCAUACUGGGAGCCAGUAAGCCCAGCAAGGUGCUCCUGAAGACUGAUGAUGGUCAGGAGAGCCAGGUAGAGUUUGACUUCGACGCCUCCAUGUCGGUGUUGACGCUCCGCAAGCCCGGCAUGAACGCCGGAGCAGACUGGAACGUGAUGCUUCAGUAACCAUGGAGAGGAAAGGAGGAGGAGAAAAUGACUGACCAGAGAGAGAGAGAGCGAGCAAGAGAGCAAGAGAGAGUGAGAGAGUGAGAGGGAAGCGCUGAUGUCCAUGACUAACUACAGCAAGACAACAGGAUAGCCGUCAUGAAAAAUAAAGGACAUAAACACACACAAUGCAUUAUAUAUAUACACACACACACACACACACACACACACACACACACACACACACACUCAAACCCAUGUAGACCUGUCAGUCGAGCUGAGCCACGUAACGUUGCUGCCAUGUCCCUCUUGUGUUCAGUCGCACUGUAAUACCUAACAACAACAAGAGGAGGUUACUUCUAGAUAGAUAAUCAUCUUUGUCACAUUUUUCAAAUAGAUAAUAAUUGAAAAAAAUAAUGUAAUUGUAAAGAGUCCAUUGGGUUAAGAAAGAAAACCUGCAGGCACUCUAAUUUUUCUUCUUUAAUCUUCUACGUUGUUGUCCAUCCACUCAGAAGAAAGAUCACUGUGGGAUUUAAAAUGAAGGUCAAAGCAGACUCGCCCCACCUGCCGUUGAUUUCCUCUUAUCUGUUUCUGACUUAAUGCUCUCAACAUGCAUUCCACCCCUCUUUAAAGCCAAGCACUUCAUUCAGCGCAAACCUCGACCUUCUUUACUCGUGCCACAUUUCAUAGAUUUUGGAGAGGGCUUGCCAACAAUCAGCUGUCUGGCUUCACAUGUUACUUUCAUCCUGCUGAACUUAUUGGUGCCAUCAAAUGGAAAGCCUCUUUCUUAGCUGCAAGUUCAUUCCUAUGUGGCCUCAGAGAUAAAUGUAUGUGCAUGGAAAUAAUUCAUUGUUCAGUACGGAAGGGCUCGGGUCGUUCUGCUGGUGCACAGAGACGGGAUUUUUAGGCGUUCUUUUGAACAAACUUGGCAGUGGGAAUCGCUUCCGGGGACUGAACCACUGAUGUGUGCGGAUGAUGCUGUUGACAUGCUUUCCUUUUUUUAUUGAUUUAUUUUCCAAGCUUUGUUUACUAGAUAUGUUUCUUUUUAAUGCACUUGAGCGUGAUUUGAGAACUUUAAAAGAUGUUUAGAUUGUUCAUGUUUAACUAGGUGUCGGGACCAUGUGGCAUCUCCAGUGCUUCAUUUGGAUCUUAAUUAAGGUGUUGAAUCUUUAAAGAUGUUUCAUGAUGAUAUAAAGCCUUUUGAUACACUUCUUGAAGAGUGUAGAUUAAUAUUCCAAUCAUUUUCUGGAGACUCUGGAUUGUGUCCCAACUAGUCGGAUCGUUGGACCUUUUUUAGGAGUUUUGAGUUUGUCUGCUCGAUUGUUUUUAUGAUCAUAAAUGUACAUGUUGCUGCAAUUUUGUUGGUGAUGGCUUGAAUUGGAGGAAAUAGAAGUGAAGGAACUGACUGUCAAAGUUGUCGGAUGUACUCUAAAAGAUUAAACCAAGUGAAAAUAAAGUUGACCAAAUGUAAAAGAACUUCCAUUUUUAUUCUUUCCUACUUAUGUUGUUGGUUUACCAUUUUCUCAAAGGUAUGAAGUCUGUCUUUAAACAACAAAUGUCAUCUUUUAUUAAAAAAACAAACAAUUGUACAUUCAUAUGAGAAAAAACUGAAUAAUAAAUUAACAUUUAUGUAGGUAGGAAUACUAGCGAAUAAAAAGUCAAGUUGAGUAAAUGGUAAGAAUAUAUAGUUGUGUAACUGUAAUAUGUGAAAUAAAAACAAUUGUAUCAAA